CGGGUUCGUAUGAAAACAGCCAGCAGUGGGCUGCGAGGGAUCUGCCGUGCGCCCAGAGAGCAGCCGCCGGUGUUGCCGGCGCCGAGACUUGUGCUGCGGUUGUGCUUAGUCCUGCCAGCGCCCCACCUGAGCCGAUUAUUUGCGAUGGUGAAAUGAAGUAACUCAAGAUGAGCAAGUUAAAAGUGAUAUCAGAGAAAAGAAAAAACAAGGAGAGAAAUGACAGCUAAAGGUUCUACAGGAAUGGAAGUUCUGCUGUCAACAUUAGAGAACACAAAAGAUCUUCAGACUACACUUAAUAUCUUAAGCAUUCUUGUUGAGCUGGUGUCAGCCGGUGGAGGUAGAAGAGCAAGUUUCUUAGUCGCCAAGGGUGGUUCACAAAUACUAUUACAGUUACUUAUGAAUGCUAGCAAAGAAUCUCCCCCAAAUGAGGAAUUAAUGGUGCAGAUUCAUUCUAUUCUUGCAAAGAUUGGACCUAAAGACAAAAAAUUUGGAGUGAAAGCUAGAAUUAAUGGAGCCUUGACUAUAACCUUGAAUUUGGUCAAACAGAAUUUGCAGAAUCAUCACUUGGUUUUGCCUUGUCUUCAGCUUUUACGAGUGUGUUCUGCCAACUCUGUGAAUUCAGUAUCCUUAGGGAAAAAUGGAGUUGUGGAACUGAUGUUUAAAAUCAUUGGACCAUUUAGUAAGAAGAAUUCGGGUCUUAUGAAGGUUGCUUUAGACACUCUUGCUGCAUUGCUAAAAUCAAAAACAAAUGCCAGGAGAGCUGUAGACAGAGGAUAUGUCCAAGUCCUUUUAUCAAUUUAUGUAGAUUGGCAUCGCCAUGAUAAUCGACAUAGAAACAUGCUCAUUCGGAAAGGAAUUUUACAGAGUUUAAAAAGUGUUACCAACAUCAAGUUGGGAAGAAAAGCAUUUAUUGAUGCCAAUGGUAUGAAAAUUCUCUAUAAUACUUCACAAGAAUGUUUGGCAGUCAGGACCCUUGAUCCUCUUGUCAACACGUCCAGUCUGAUAAUGAGGAAGUGUUUUCCUAAAAAUCGCCUGCCACUCCCAACGAUUAAAAGCUCUUUUCAUUUCCAGUUACCAGUUAUUCCUGUGACUGGACCUGUGGCCCAGCUCUACAGUUUACCCCCUGAAGUGGAUGACGUAGUAGAUGAAAGUGAUGAUAAUGAAGACAUUGAUUUAGAAGUUGAAAAUGAAACCGAAAAUGAAGAUGAUCUAGGUCAGAAUUUUAAGAAUGAUGAUAUUGAAACGGAUAUUAACAAACUAAAACCCCAGCAAGAACCAGGACGAAUGAUAGAAGAACUUAAAAUGUAUGAACACCUUUUCCCUGAGCUUGUUGAUGAUUUUCAGGACUGUGAUUUAAUCUCCAAAGAACCAAAGCCUUUUGUAUUUGAAGGGAAAGUACGAAGUCCUAUUGUUGUUCCUACAGCAGGAGACGAAGCAUCUGGGAAUUCAGGCAAUUUAAGAAAAGGAGUUGUAAUGAAGACGAGUAUGUCUCCUGAAGGAGAUGAAGGUGAUAAGAUACCUACCUUUAUGGAUCUGGCAAAAGAAGAUAUUAAAGAUAAUGACAGAACAUUACAACAGCAGCUGGGUGAUCCAAACAGAACUAUUUCAUCAGUCCACGGUUUUAACAAUGAUAUUGUGAAGGCCUUGGACCGAAUUACACUGCAGAAUGUUCCUUCACAUUCAGCCCCAGGUUUUACUGCAGGAAUGAAGAAGGACUACAGUCUCCCUCUUACUGUCCUUACAUGCACAAAAGCAUGUCCACACAUGGCUACUUGUGGAAAUGUUCUGUUUGAGGGAAGAACAGUUCAGCUCGGGAAGCUUUGUUGUACUGGAGUCGAAAUGGAAGAUGAUGAAGAUACAGAGUCUACAUCAUCAGUGGAACAAGCAUCAGUGGAAGUCUCUGAUGGGCCAACACUCCAUGACGCAGAUCUCUAUAUUGAGAUUGUGAAAAAUACAAAGUCUGUCCCAGAAUAUUCAGAGGUGGCUUACCCUGAUUAUUUUGGUCACAUUCCACCUCCAUUCAAAGAGCCUAUUUUAGAAAGGCCUUAUGGUGUACAAAGGACAAAAAUUGCCCAAGAUAUUGAGAGGCUUAUACAUCAGAAUGAUAUCAUAGAUCGAGUGGUAUAUGACUUAGAUAACCCAAAUUACACCAUUCCAGAAGAAGGAGAUAUUUUGAAGUUUAACUCCAAAUUUGAAUCUGGGAAUUUGCGCAAAGUAAUUCAAAUUAGAAAAAAUGAAUAUGAUCUUAUUCUGAACUCAGAUAUAAAUAGCAAUCAUUAUCAUCAGUGGUUUUACUUUGAGGUCAGUGGAAUGCGACCAGGAGUUGCUUACAGGUUUAACAUCAUUAACUGUGAAAAGUCCAACAGUCAGUUUAAUUAUGGUAUGCAGCCACUCAUGUAUUCAGUUCAGGAAGCAUUAAAUGCCAGACCAUGGUGGGUUCGUGUGGGGACUGACAUUUGUUACUAUAAAAAUCACUUCUCAAGAAGUUCAGUUGCUGCAGGUGGGCAAAAGGGAAAAUCCUACUAUACCAUUACAUUUACUGUCAAUUUUCCACAUAAGGAUGAUGUUUGCUACUUUGCUUAUCACUAUCCAUAUACGUAUUCAACUUUACAGAUGCAUCUUCAAAAAUUGGAAUCAGCACACAAUCCUCAGCAAAUCUAUUUUCGAAAGGAUGUGUUGUGUGAAACCCUGUCUGGAAACACCUGUCCCUUGGUGACUAUAACAGCAAUGCCAGAGUCUAAUUAUUAUGAACAUAUCUGUCAAUUCAGAAAUCGCCCUUACAUUUUCUUGUCUGCUCGGGUACAUCCUGGAGAAACUAAUGCAAGUUGGGUAAUGAAAGGAACAUUGGAGUAUCUCAUGAGUAAUAACCCUACUGCUCAGAGCUUACGAGAAUCUUUUAUUUUUAAAAUUGUCCCUAUGCUAAAUCCAGAUGGUGUCAUCAAUGGAAAUCACCGCUGUUCUUUAAGUGGAGAAGAUUUGAAUAGACAGUGGCAAAGUCCAAAUCCAGAUUUACAUCCCACAAUUUACCAUGCUAAGGGGCUGCUACAAUACCUGGCUGCAGUGAAACGUUUACCCCUGGUUUACUGUGAUUAUCAUGGCCAUUCCCGAAAGAAGAAUGUGUUUAUGUAUGGCUGUAGCAUCAAAGAGACUGUAUGGCAUACCAAUGAUAAUGCAACUUCAUGUGAUGUUGUGGAAGAUGCGGGAUACAGGACUUUGCCUAAGAUACUGAGCCAUAUUGCCCCAGCAUUUUGUAUGAGCAGCUGUAGCUUUGUAGUGGAGAAAUCUAAAGAAUCCACUGCUCGUGUUGUAGUUUGGAGGGAGAUAGGAGUCCAAAGAAGCUACACCAUGGAGAGUACUUUGUGUGGCUGUGAUCAGGGAAAAUACAAGGGUUUACAGAUUGGUACUCGAGAAUUAGAAGAGAUGGGAGCAAAAUUUUGUGUUGGUCUGUUGCGUUUGAAAAGACUGACAUCUCCGUUGGAAUAUAAUCUGCCUUCCAGCCUGCUUGACUUUGAAAAUGACUUGAUUGAAUCAAGCUGCAAAGUAACUAGCCUCUUGGAAGAAUGAAGUUACUCCUCUCACAUAAAUGUCUAUUUGAGACUUCAAAAUAAUAGUAUAGUAUAUGCCAGAAUAAGGAAGAAUACAUAUCCCUUCAAAGAGGAUUCAUUCUAUCUUCUUGGCAGCCCAUAGAGUAGGACAGGCAGGUGGCUGCUUCCCAGUGAGGGACAAGCUGACCUGAGGUAGGUUUGUGAAGUUUGUGAAACUUGUUGAACCCUUGGUUCACUCCCCACUCCUACCCCUUCCUAAGUGCUACCCACCAGAGGUCAGCAUUGUAGGCUUACAGCUUCUUGCCUCAGCGUCACUAGACUGCCAAGAAUCCUCUUUUUAUUUGUUUUGUUUUGUUUUGCUGCUUUCUGCUUUGCUUUUCAGUCUUUCACACUGUGUAUUUUAAGAAUUUGUCAAACACCUCCAGGGUAAGACUCUUGGGGUCACACCUCUGCAACUCCCUUCUUUUAGGAAACUGGGCAGCUCAGAACUCUAGUUUUUGCCUCCAAUCCUUUGAAAUUGCUGACAGCUCUGAUGACUUGUCUGCUCUUAGUGGCUGCCUUUGCCUGGCCUUGGCUUCCUCUGGUCUAAGCCCCAUAUAUCUGUUCUCUUGGUUGACUUUGCUUUCUAUCCUUUCACUGUAAUAAGUCAUAGCUGUGAAUACAGCUGUAUGCUAAAUCCUGUAAGUCUUCCUGCAAAUCAUUAAACCUGGGGUUGUCUUGGGACCCUUGACAGGAAUACCCAAUUUGGAUUUCUAAGUUUGAUUGUUACCUCAGAGAUUCUAGUGUUCUACUGAGAAUGAUUGGAAACAGAUGGUAUUGUAAUUCUUUUAUACAUGUGCAAGGUUCAGACAUGAUGACCGAGGUCAUUAUCUGUUCCAUCUAGUAAGUCCUGACAGAACCAGGAAUUGUGUCCAGGUCUAAUUCUAAAAUUCCCCUGUACUUUCAUUAUCUGUUGUAUCUUCGAAGUGACUAAGAAAAAUUACUUAAAGAGGAAUGGUUUCAGUUUUUGAUGCUAUUCUGCAUUUUUGGGGAGUUUAACUGUUUAACAUUCUUAUUAUGUAUAAGGAAUGUUUUUAGAUUAAUAGCAAAGUAAGUUGGAGUUUAGUGACUCAGUUAAUUAUUUCAAAGGCAGCUGAGUUACACAUUUUUUCAGCAAAUUAUCAAUAAAUCAGCACUUUACUUUCCUUUUUUUCCAAAUAACUAAAAUAUUCUGGUUAGAAAUUCUAUACAUUAACUAUGUGUCCAUGUAUAUGCAUGUGCAAGUGUCUAUAAGUACUUGUGUGUGUGUGAAAAAUGCCAUAGGUAGAGCCAUUUUAAAAUAGAGCUGGAUCAGCCACUUCAGAGGAACUGCCUUGCAACUCUUGGUUUCCAAACCUUUGAAGUCGGCCAAACUGCCAACAUUCCAAGAAGUUGGCAAGAAUGAGAAAAUCCUGUUUGAAAACAUUGAUGAAAGUGAACUUCUGUUUAGUGACCAUUUAGCUUGACUGAUCAUUGAAGUAGAAAUCUAGCCCUGCUUUUCAGCACCAGUGAACUUUUCUCAAAAACAACUUACCUGAUCUUUCAUUUUUUCUGUAAGAACCCUGAGUCCACCUCCUAUAAUUGGGAUACUCUUUGGAUUUCUCCCUAAUUCUGUGUACCCCAAAUUGCAGUUCUUUGAUCCCAAAUAAAUGCACUGCCUCUUGACCUGGUUCCUUGUUUUAGGUUGACAUGUAUAUGCUGUGUGAUCACUUAAGCCUGACAGAAACUGUUACCUGUAUUUCCUAUGGAUAAUUUUGUUUACUCUGUGGUAUUUAGUAGAUGCUAUAUCUCUUAUUAAUUAGAUGGGAAUCAAGUUGUAUAAGUAAAAUAUUCUCUAAUAUGUGUGCAGAUAGGAUUUUAUUUUACCUUAGACUGACAUUUCAAUACAGGAAAGACACAAUUAGCAAGUCACAAAUUGCUGAUAAGUUAGGCAAUGGAAUGUUUUUCUGUUUGUGCAUUAGUUUCAGAAAUUCUGCCUUAGGAUACCUUUAUUGUGCUGUCUUCAAACAGGUAGGUCAGUCCCAAAAUCAUAGAAGAGUGCAUGGUUGAGGGAGGCUUCUGAGGUUCUAAGGCAAGGCAGUAUUUUUAGUUCUGUUGGCUUGGGGCAGCCCAUUGCCUGGGCUCUUUAAGAAUUGAGAAAGAUUGAGGAACUUUUUCUUUAACAAGGUAGGUUUUAUUAGUAUCAUAAUAACAUUUUAUAUGUGUAUAGCGUAAGAGUUUCCAGAUGCUUUCACAUUUACUACCUAAUUUGAGCCAAACAACUUUGUGAGGCAGUUGGACUGAUACUAUUUUUAUACUUGGGAUAAGCUGGUGUUUGGAGAGAGUGAGCGAGUUGCUAAAGGUCACGCAUUUCGGUUAGUUGAAGAGUAAGGGCACAAACCCAGAACUGGCAGCUCCACACGUGGUGUUUUCUGUCUUUCAUCCUCGCCUAGGUAAUAGAGCUAAAGGUCUGUAUUCUGGUAUCUCAGUGUCAAAUUGGCUGUAGAAGAAGUAGAUGGAUAUAUGUUUGAGGGAGAUAGUGUAUUUUUUAGGUUUAACUUUGUGUGGUGCUUAAUAGUUUAACAUAAGGAUAGCCAGAAAACUUUCUGAAUCUGGGUGAAGUAGAAUUUCUUAUUAUCUUUAGAAAUCAGUUGGAAUUAUACACCUUUUCUGGAUCAUAAUGAUCCCAUGCAAUGGAGAAGUUCAGCGCAUUCGUCCUGUAAGAAGGCCCUUUGGGUGAAGGUUUUGGUAUUGUUCUUGAAGCACAUGAGGAGGACUUGUUUUUG
Messenger RNA from Manis javanica (Malayan pangolin), 6328 nucleotides. The record is from RefSeq and is a predicted model, not a curated record. Lineage: Eukaryota; Metazoa; Chordata; Mammalia; Pholidota; Manidae.